Molecule: messenger RNA, 576 nt
Organism: Spodoptera littoralis (African cotton leafworm)
Lineage: Eukaryota; Metazoa; Arthropoda; Insecta; Lepidoptera; Noctuidae
Source: the annotation of a GenBank genome assembly
AUGCUUAACGUUGUUAGAAAUACUCUACGGAAUCCUGUAGCGGGUAUGGCGCGUUUAUUUCAGACAUCAGUCCCCCAAGCUUCAGAAAAGUUUGACCACAAAAGAAUACCUAAAGAAGACGAAGGUGUCCAAGGAGAGAAAGUUGUCGAUCUAGACUCGGUGCUGAAGAUAAAACAAAACUUAUUUCCAACUUUAGAAUCUGAUAAUCAAAUAUUCGGAGGUAUAUUGUACAAACAGCUUCCCAUCUGCAACAUCCGUGUCUCCCAUAACAACACCAUAUUUACGAUGACUGAUGCCAGUGGCACUGUGAAGAUCAUCAGAUCGUGUGGGAUGGAAGGCUUUAAGAAUACCAAGAAAGGAACCAAUAUUGCUGCUCAAACUACUGCCAUUGCCAUAGCUACUAAAGCCAUCGAUAGAGGGUUUAAAACCAUCAGAGUAAGAGUGCAAGGAUUGGGACCAGGCAGAUUGGCAGCUGUAAAAGGUUUACAAAUGGGUGGCUUGGAUAUAGUUUCAAUCACAGACAACACCCAUGUAUCAUGGAACCCUCCGCGACCAAGGAAAGCUAGAAGAUUGUAA